Messenger RNA from Amborella trichopoda, 2541 nucleotides. The record is from RefSeq and is a predicted model, not a curated record. Lineage: Eukaryota; Viridiplantae; Streptophyta; Magnoliopsida; Amborellales; Amborellaceae.
AUGGGUGGAUGCAUCCCUGAAUCUCUUGAGCAACUUCAAGCUCUUGAGAGUCCACACCUCUCCAGGUGUGGAUUGAAUUCUAGCAUCCCGUCUCAGCUUAGGCUUUGCACAAACCUAACCAACCUGGAACUUGAUGAAAAUAAUAUAACAGGUUCUUUACCAGCGUCAUUUGCUGCAUUGAGUAGAAUUUCUUACUUCAGUAUUUAUGACAAUGGUUUGACUGGUUCUAUCCCUUUAUGCAUUUUCAUCAAUUGGCCUGAUUUAACAAGUUUGGUUAUGGGAGAAAACUUAUUCACAGGACCAAUCCCCUCAGAAAUAGGGCAGCUAACAAAUCUUCACAAAUUGGAUCUUUCAGGGAACCAGCUCAAUGGUUCACUCCCAUCCUUCAUUGGAAACCUCUCCAAACUUGCUUACUUGAAGCUUGAUUGCAACCAUCUCACUAGAUUUCUUCCUCCAAAAAUAUGGAACCUUGAAGACAUCCAAUUUUUAAGUCUGAAUUCGAAUGAUUUUCAAGGGCCAUUACUCCCUGGGCCUCACUCUCAAGACCAAAAACUACUCCAUAUAAGCAAUAGCUUUUAUGGAAAAAACCCAGUUUAUUUGGACCAAAAUAAUAAAUAUCCGAAAGUCUACUCCUCAAAUGUUUUGCCCCAUCAAAUCUGCAAUAAGUCAGAAAGAUUACAACAUUGUGCGAGCAUGGCUACAUCCCAAGUGGAAAUGAGUCAUCUCAAAUUUCGGAAGCUAGAAAUCCUACGCCUCUUGGACAACCAAUUUUCAGGUUCCAUUCCAAGAAACAUUGGGCAAGUCAUGCCAAAUCUGAAAUGGUUUGAUGUCUCUGAGAAUCGUAUUACGGGAUUGAUCCCCAACUCCAUAGGAGAGAUGGUAAAUUUGAGUAGUCUCGAACUUUCUGGAAAUAAAUUGAUGGGUCCUAUUCCUGCUACCCUGGGAAACCUAAUUAAUCUUCAGAUCGCGAACCUUAGUCACAAUGCAUUAUCAGGUGAGAUUCCAUUGUCAUUGCGAAGUUGUUCGAAAUUGAAGCUUCUUGAUCUCAGUAAGAACCAGUUGUCAAGGAACAUUCCAUCUUGGAUAGGCAAAAGCGUCAAGUCUCUUCAUAUCCUUCUCCUAAGAUCUAAUAUGUUCAGAGGGGCUAUUCCUCGGGGGAUAUCACACCUAUAUUCACUUCAAGUGCUAGAUCUAGCAUUCAAUAAUUUAUCAGGCACUAUCCCGGCCAUUUUCAACAACUUAACAGCAAUGAUCAUGUCCAAGGCACCAAAGCAUGACACAAGGGACUUGGAGAUAUUCAUGUCCAAGGCACCAAAGCAUGACACAAGGGACUUGGAGAUAUUUAUAGAAGGUUGUGUACCAUUUUAUUUUUACCGUGUCAACAUAUUUGCAAAUGGUAAAAUGUGGCAAUAUAAGCGGAUCUCUUCUCCUGUGACAAGUACUGACUUUUCAAGCAAUAACUUAUCAGGAAGGAUUCUAGAAGAAUUGACAAGAUUGAAUAACUUGUUAUUGCUGAACUUGUCCCACAACCAUCUCAGUGGGAAGAUUCCAAACAUGAUUCACAAAAUGAGGGGUUUGGAAUACCUUGAUUUAUCAAACAAUAUGCUUUCCGGUGAAAUUCCUCCAAGCAUGCCAUCUAUGUCGUUCUUAAAGUGUUUGAACUUGUCCUUCAAUAAUUUAUCAGGACCCAUUCCUCAUAGUGGCCAUACCUUGGGCCUUCUUAAUGGAUCCUCUGGUUCGCCAAUGGUUGCAUUAGAAACUGAAGCAUUGCUCGACUGGAAAACCAGUCUGAUAAAUCAGAAUCUCAAGUCAUGGGUUUUUUAUGCCAACAACAUGACUGCCUAUUGUGAAUGGGUAAGAUCCCGAAAACCAUCGGCACUUUCAAAACUUUCGUUCUUGGAUUUGGGUAGCAACAAUUUCACUGGAUCAGUGCCUAUGGAGAUCGGUAAUCUCACCGAGCUCCAUUUCAUUUCUCUAGAAGACAAUUGGCUCAGUGGAACAAUUCCGCACCAACUUAGUUUUCUGCAAAAGAUUUCCCAACCUUCAUUUCCCAAUGUAAGACGUUGGUGUACUUGGAUUUAUCUCAGAAUUGAGAUCAAUGGUUCGAUCCCAAUUCAAAUAUUUUCUGAUCUCAGUGACCUCAAGUUCCUUAACCUCACUUUCAAUUCCUUUCAAGGCCUCAUUCUGACUGGAAUUUGGAAUCUUGAGAACCUGGAGGAUCUCAGACUAGGAAAGAACAAUCUCACAGGUACAAUUCCUCAUGAGAUCAGUUUAAUUUCUAGUCUUCGAGUACUUGAGCGCCAUGAAAACCCACUGGCUGGACCCAUCCCUGCAUCUCUUGGACGACUAUAUGCUCUAGAAAGGCUGGUCCUUCUCAAUUGUGGGUUGAAUUCUAGCAUCCCAUCUCAACUGGGAAUUGAGAACUUGGGUAUUAGUGGCAAUAGGAUUACAGGUGAAAUCCCUGGCCCUUGUUUUUCGAAUUGGCCUGAUCUUGUUAGUUUGCAACUUCAGGAAAACUUGCUUGUAGGACCAAUCCCAUAA